Molecule: messenger RNA, 3209 nt
Organism: Osmerus eperlanus (European smelt)
Lineage: Eukaryota; Metazoa; Chordata; Actinopteri; Osmeriformes; Osmeridae
Gene: dbf4
Product: DBF4-CDC7 kinase regulatory subunit
Exons: 14
Coding region: 429-2738 (769 amino acids)
Biological process (GO): regulation of cell cycle phase transition; positive regulation of nuclear cell cycle DNA replication
Cellular component (GO): Dbf4-dependent protein kinase complex
Molecular function (GO): zinc ion binding; protein serine/threonine kinase activator activity; nucleic acid binding
Source: RefSeq, a predicted model, not a curated record
AAAUAUAUAAGAACGUGAUAAAUCACAUGUACUUCAGUGAGCAUUGACAAAAAAAUAACUAAAAACCAUUGACCGAUGGUAACACGCUCAUACGGGGGUUAUUUCUUUGUCUGGCAAUCCUGCCCUUUGCCCACCGACUGUUGAAGCGGGAAACAAGAACCAAACAAAAGUUAACUAGCUCAGAGACCAAGUUCAAAACGUUACCUAGCCAGAUAGCUAGCAUCGUAUCCAAAGCGGUAAUGGGAAAUAACCGGCGGAAACUACUAUAAAAGUCAUGCAAGUAUAUCUUUGUGGAAGUUGGUUGGCUCGCACGAGUUAGCCAGCAACAACGAACAGAACUAGCUGCUCAUUAGGAACAUCUAUGCUAGCGAGCUGAGCAGUUUCGACUUCCUGCCCAGCAUUCCGCGAGAGACUGACGGUGUUCGCAUAUGAAGUUGAAUAACAUGAAAUCCAGACGAAUUCAUCAUAAGUCAUCAAAGCCCAGUUUGAAAGAUCCUAAGAUAGUUGACAGUGGGCACACAUCAGCAACAAAGAGCCUGAUCAAACAGGCUGAUGGAAUCCGCUCAGUCGCCAGUAAGCCUUUCAUAGGGAAAGUGUUUUACCUUGAUUUACCAUCAAACAAACGGACAGAGACGCUGGAAAAUGACAUCACAAAGCUAGGAGGGACCAUUGAGAAGUUCUUCAGUAAGGAGAUCAAGUACCUGGUUUCCAAUAAGAAGGAGGCCAGAUAUGUGCAGUACCUGAGCCAGGACUCUCCUGUCCCCAGUCCCGACUCUGGACACAGCUCUCCCCACCCUCACCCCGGGCCCUGCAGACACAGCUCUCCCCACCCUCACCCCGGGCCCUGCAGACACAGCUCUCCCCACCCUCACCCCGGGCCCUGCAGACACAGCUCUCCCCACCCUCACCCCGGGCCCUGCAGACACAGCUCUCCCCACCCUCACCCCGGGCCCUGCAGACACAGCUCUCCCCACCCUCACCCCGGGCCCUGCAGACACAGCUCUCCCCACCCUCACCCCGGGCCCUGCAGACACAGCUCUCCCCACCCUCAUCCUGGGCCCUGCAGACACAGCUCUCCCCACCCUCACCCCGGGCCCUGCAGACACAGCUCUCCCCACCCUCACCCCGGGCCCUGCAGACACAGCUCUCCCCACCCUCACCCCGGGCCCUGCAGACACAGCUCUCCCCACCCUCACCCCGGGCCCUGCAGACACAGCUCUCCCCACCCUCACCCCGGGCCCUGCAGCAUCAGAGGAAGCUCCCAGGGCCCAAACGAUACAGUGGUCCAAAGCAGAGGGAAGUCUUUAGUGGACAGGGUGGUUAAAGAGCAGGAAAGGUUACAAGUCAACAAGACCCUGUCUAAAGCACUAGAGUGGGGGGUGAAAAUCCUCUACAUUGAUGAUAUAACAGCGUAUGUUGAAAAGAAGAAGAAGAAUGUCAGCCCACAGCAGACUGCUGCUGCUGCCUGCAAGAAAACUACCAAACCAGACACAGGAAGACCCGGCUUUCCCCAAUACAAGGCGGGGAGGAUUAAGAAGCCCUUCCUUAAGAUGGAGGACUCAAGCAGACAUUACCGGCCGAUUUACCUGGCCAUGCCCAACAUGCCAGAGUUCAACCUCACAUCAGCAUCCCCCUGUAGUCCCUUCCUCCUGGAGGACAAGGAGCACGGCAGGACACCUAGAGAGCACAGGGCCAGAGGGGCACGGACCUCAGCCAGUGAGGAGAGAGGGCGGAUCAGACCCAGGAAGAACAGGAAACGAGGGGGCUACUGCGAGUGCUGUGUCCUUAAAUACGACAACAUCAAAACUCACCUUCAGGGUGAGCUCCACCAGACGGUCGCUCAGAGUGACCAGUACCUGCUCGUGGACAGGCUGGUGUCGACCCUGCCGUUCAGCUUCCUCCACAUCCCACCACCCAGCAGGCGGUGCAGCAUCAGCUCCACACUGUGUGCUCCUGGCCUGUGUGUGAAGGAGGAGGAGGGGGGGGUGGAUGCCUCAGGGGGGGGGAGUGACCAGACUUUGCUCUGGCCUUCCACAGCGGAGCCCCAAGCCGGGGCAGGACCCCAGGCAGGGCCCCAGUCCGGGGCAGGACCCCAGCCAGGGCCCCAGUCCGGGGCAGGACCCCAGCCAGGGCCCCAGUCCGGGGCAGGACCCCAGGCAGGGCCCCAGUCCGGGGCAGGACCCCAGGCAGGGCCCCAGUCCGGGGCAGGACCCCAGGCAGGGCCCCACCCUGCGCUCUCAUCCACCGCUGGAGCAGUAAAAGAAACCAUUAGUGUCCAUCCUUCUUCCAGUGAGCCACUGCCCCCUGGUGGCCUGGAGGGCGAGAGUGCCUGCAUGGAGAAGAACAGACCUGUUAGCUGUCAUUGUGGUGCGGAUUUCAAGCGGGGUGUUUCCACCGGAAACCUGGUGGUUCCUUCCUCACAGCUCUACGUGUUCAUGUCACGACUACAGGAGGAGGAGUUCCCACCUGCGCUGAGCGUGGCAGAGAGAGAGGCCCCUCCAGGGAGAGGGGAGCGGGCUGUUCCUCAGCGCAGGAGCAGCAGCCCCUCCCCUGACAGGAAGCUGCAGAGGAAGGUCCGGGACUUUAAGCGGAAGAGACGGAAAGUGGCCGCUCAGGCCAGCUCUCCGGGCUGUGAGGAACCAGAGGAGCUCUCCAAGAGCAGCUCCCUCCUGAGCAUCUGGCAGCUGUUCCAGUCCAGCGAGGACAUGGACUGGGAGUUCCAGGGCUUCCCGGGGUGAGGAGAGGCAGAGCUGGCCUGUUCCACUAUCACACUUGAGAACUGAUGCUGAACAGGUUUUUCAAUCUGACUUUUAGUCAUGUUAUAGUGGCCUAGCCCAGACCUGCUCAGCCACUUACCCAGAAUGCACUGUGAUUUAUUAAAGUAAAUGUGUUUUUUAUGUAGGGAGUGGGGGGGGGUGUAUUCACAACAAUGUUGAGUGUUAGAGUUUAACAUGCCCAGCUUCACCUGGACUGAAGAUGCUGUUAGACCUGUUAACAGCCUAACCGUGUUGCUGAUAGGACACCACUGCUGUAUGCAUUUGACUUUGAAAUGAACUGGAGCCUAUUGGUCACCCUGUGGUACAAUAUGUGGCAUCAUACAGGAAGUAGUUCUGGUGUGCAGUCUUAAAUAAUUGAUACAAGAUUGUAUUUAGUGUUUAUAAUACAGAUUGAAGAAUAGAAUGCUAUGAAUAAGUGUUUAUUAAAUGAUU